This is a messenger RNA of Talaromyces proteolyticus, 1266 nucleotides long. RefSeq names its product impact family protein. NCBI's taxonomy places the organism in Eukaryota, Fungi, Ascomycota, Eurotiomycetes, Eurotiales, Trichocomaceae. The transcript has a single exon. The coding region runs from base 162 to 1154 and encodes 330 amino acids. Gene Ontology annotation, biological process: regulation of translational initiation. The record is from RefSeq and is a predicted model, not a curated record. Gene Ontology annotation, molecular function: protein binding. Gene Ontology annotation, cellular component: cytoplasm.
GGGUGAUCGGAUCAAAUCCGAUCUUUUAGAUGCUCAUUUCAUUUCUCUACGAAUACCGUCUCUGGCGCUGACUAUACCCUUUUCCUUAUUCAUGGCUUGAUUUUAGGUUAAUUAUUUAUUGCUAUCUACUCAAGAACGGCCGAGGCAUCUAUAACGGUGUCAUGUCUUCUGACCUCGAGUCUCUGCACAACAGAGAUCUCGCCGAGGAAAUAGAAGCCAUCAACGCAAUAUACGGCUCCGAAACGAUUGGCCUUAAUACAGUCACAGUCACUGGGAAACUUACAGAGAAUUCACUACGGACUCUAGACUUGGGAAGUACGAACAAUGCGAACCAAACUGUCACUACGACUAUAAAGAUACAAAUUCCCAACCAUCCUGAAUUAUCAUUCCUAAUUGGCUUCGACGACAAAUACCCGGAAACAUCUCCUAGAGUUAUCGGAACGGCAUCGACUGCUUCUCGGGGUGAGGGAAGAAUAGCGGUUGAUGUUCUAGAAGAUAUUACGCGUCGGACACAUCAGCCUGGCCAAGUAUGCCUGUUCGAGGUCAUUAGCGAGGCUAGCGAGAAAUUCGAGGAGUUGAGUAUUGGCGUGGUAGAUGAUGUGACGAAGAACGACAACUCGGGAGGGGUUGAGACUCGCGAGAGUCAUGACGAGGAAGACCUCAAAGACUCAUUUGCGACUCUCUCCCUCCGAGACGCGUUCGGAAUUAACGAGCCUCCAGACUGGAGUUUAUCUGACGUUAUGACGGAGAAGAAAUCUGUCUUCGUUGGAAGGGCCGUCCAUGUCACAAGUAAAGCACAGGCGCAGGCUUAUUUAGACUAUCUCCUUGCAACCGACAAGAAAGUUGCAGCAGCAACUCAUAAUAUCAGUGCAUGGCGUAUUCGAGAAAAGAAAAAUGAUGGCUCCGAGACGAGUGUUCAGGACUGCGACGAUGAUGGAGAGACGGCUGCUGGCGGCCGAUUACUGCACAUGAUGCAGUUGAUGGAUGUAUGGGAUGUGCUAGUCGUUGUUACUAGGUGGUAUGGAGGCGUGCUAUUAGGACCAGAUCGGUUUCGCAUUAUUAAUAAUGCCGGCAAAGAUGCAUUAGCCAUAGGUGGCUUUCAAAAAGAGCCCUCUGGAGGCAAAGAUAAAGGCAAAAAGAAAGGGAAAAAAUGAUCUAUUUGAGUUAUAGGUCGUGUAUUUGGCGCGACUGACUCAAGAUCGCACACUGUCGGACAAGCAAAGAAAGAAGCAAGUGGUGUUGACACUUUGAGAGCAUCAUCACAAU